UUCUGUACCCAUCCUGGAACAUCGGAUAAACAGUUAUUCCCGACAUUUGCUCGAACUCGACCUCCCGACACUCAAAUAUCCAAAUCAGUGGCCUCCGUUUUACUCAAAUUCAAUUGGCAUAAAGUUGCUCUUCUUUACUCUCAAAGUGAAUCUGAUGAACGAAACUUCGAGGCCGUUGCUCGAACAGUUCAAUCAACUUUGGCUGCGAAUAAAAUUGAGGUUCAAUUUAUCAGUAGAUGGACAACAACUUAUCAUUAUGGUUAUACUGAUAAUCCUUUCAGUGACCUUGUUGAACGAUCCUAUCGACACACAAGAAUCUAUGUUGUUGUAGGUCAUUAUUAUGAGCAUCUUGGAUUUAUGAUGAGCCUCGAAGAGAAAGGUUUACUCGAGAGUGGACAAUAUUUCGUGGUGGGAGUAGAUGUUGAACAUUACAAUAGCCAAGAACCACAAAUCUAUUUCAAAGGUCUCCUAAAAGAUCAGAUUAAUCAAGUUGCUCAGAAAAGUUUCCAAUCAUAUAUCGGUGUUGUUUCAUCGCCUUACAUUGGAUCUGAAUCAUUUUCCCUCAAAGUUAAUCGUUACCUUCAAAUGCCUCCGUUCAGCAUUCCCAAUCCACUUGGUUCAUUUGGUGGCCUUAAACGGGUACCUGCUGAUGCCGCUUAUCUUUACGAUGCUGUUUUCAUUUACGCUCGAGCCCUUAAUGAAUGUCUAAUCGAUGGUAAUAACCAUCGAGAUGGUAAAUUGUUACUUUCAUAUAUACGAAAUCGUCCAUAUAAAAGUGCAAUGGGUUAUAUGGUUUACAUGGACCAAAAUGGCGACGCUGAAGGUAACUAUACCUUAAUUGCUCGUAAAAAACGUGAUGGUAAAUAUGGACUUCAUCCAAUUGGAGUAUUUCAAAUGCCGAUUAAUUCAUCAGAUUUACCGAGUCUGAAUUUAGUUGAUUCAGUUGAAUGGGUAUCUGAUUAUCCUCCUGCUGAUGAGCCUCAUUGUGGAUUUGACGGUGAUAAAUGUAAAGAACCACCAUUAGAAUGGUUUUUUGCCUUAAUUGCGAGUGUAAUUGCUGUAAUGGCAAUAUUAAUGAUGAUCGGUUAUCGAGCUUGGAUUUAUGAACAAGAAUUGGACAGUUUAUUGUGGCGAGUUGAUUUUAAAGAUGUCAUUGUCCGAGAAACUGUUCCAAUUACUAAAUUUUCAAAGCUUAGAUACUCUUCACAAGUUUCCCUUAAUUCAGCAAGUGACAUACUCGAGUUUCGUUAUUGUCACUUGUACACUCAAGUCGCGUUUUAUAAAGGACGAUUAGUGGCCUUAAAAAGAAUAAACAAGAAAAAUGUUGUCAUUAAUCGUGAAUUAAAAAUCGAAAUGAAAUUAAUGAAGGAUAUACGACACGAUAAUCUGAACCAAUUCAUCGGUGCCUGUGUUGAUGCUCCUAAUAUUUCAAUAUUAACUGAUUAUUGUACAAGAGGGAGUCUAAAGGAUGUUUUACAAAAUGCUGAAGUUCAUCUUGAUCACAUUUUCAUCGCUUCAAUGGUUGGUGAUAUUAUAAGAGGAAUGAUUUAUCUUCACGAAUCAGCUAUACAUGUUCAUGGUAAUUUAAAAUCAUCUAAUUGUUUAGUUGAUAGUCGAUGGGCUGUUAAAAUUUCGGACUUUGGUUUGAAUGAAUUGAAACAUGGUGAAGUCGUUAAAAUGGCCGAUUUUGAAAAAUAUUGUGAAAGUUUAUUGUGGAGAGCACCUGAGUUGAUCCAAUUGUCUGGUGGUAAUUUAUUUACCGGUAAUCAGAAGGGCGAUUCAUAUUCAUUUGGAAUGAUUCUUUAUGAGAUUCUAAGCCGCCAGGGACCUUGGGGUGGGUGUAAUUUAUCAGCUUCCGAGAUAAUCACUUCGCUUAUUAAUCCAAAGCUAACAAGUAAACCGAUUCGACCUCCGGUUGAUUAUCUUCGUGAUAAAUUAAGAUUAACCUCUCGUUAUAAUGGAUGUGGUACCAUUAGUAUUAAUUCAAUCAAUAAUAAUGCCGAUGAUUAUGGUAAUAUUAAUAAGAAUCAGUUGACCAAUUAUAUGUACGAUAUUUGUAUCUCUUGUAUGGAAUCGUGUUGGUCUGAGAAUCCCGAUGAUAGGCCAGAUUUUAAGAUGAUACGAAAUCGACUGAAACCAAUUAAAAGAGAUCUAAAAAGUAAUAUUCUUGAUAAUAUGUUGGACAUGAUGGAAAGAUACACAACUAAUUUAGAGGCGCUGGUUGAUGAGCGAACUGACCAAUUGGUCCAAGAGAAAAAGAAAACGGAAGAUUUACUUUAUGAGAUGUUACCUAAAGCGGUGGCUGAUGAGCUUCGCCGUGGACACAAAGUUGAAGCGGAAUCUUUUGAAUCGGUGACCGUGUUUUUCAGUGACAUCGUUGGAUUUACUCGAAUGUCCGCUCAAUCGACUCCCCUUCAAAUUGUUGACUUUCUCAAUGAUUUGUAUACACUUUUUGAUUCGAUCGUUGAAUCUUAUGAUGUUUACAAGGUGGAAACCAUUGGUGAUGCUUAUAUGGUUGCUUCCGGUUUACCGAUUAGAAAUGGUGAUCUACAUGCUUCCGAAAUCGCUUCCAUGGCGUUACACUUGUUGGAUGCUGUUCGAAAAUUUAAAAUUCGUCAUAUACCAGAGGAAAGUCUUCUCAUGAGAGUGGGUAUUCAUAGUGGUCCUGUUUGCGCUGGUGUGGUUGGUGUUAAGAUGCCUCGAUAUUGUCUUUUCGGCGAUACUGUUAAUACAGCGUCAAGAAUGGAAACUACAAGUUUACCGUUGAAAAUUCAUGUUACCGAUUCGUUUCGUUCAAUUCUUGUGAAAUUGGGUGGUUAUGAUCUGACGGAACGAGGUUUGGUUCCAAUUAAGGGUAAAGGUGAACUUAAGACAUUUUGGUUACUCGGAGAGUCUCGGGAAAGGUUAAACUCUCGUCGUUCAAUUGUCCAUCCUCGAGAUUCAAAGGAUCAACGAUGUCACUUUAAAAGUCUUAUGAGCACGAUGACCACAUCAGGGUCACUUGGAUCGUCGACAUUGAUCAGUCCUGUUAGCAUUAUAAGCGGUGGACUUAUAACUAGGAAAAGUUCACCAGUCACACUGCCAAAUAGUCCAGUUCGUACAAGCCCAGUUUUCAAUCGUUCCGAAUCUCAGAUGAGCAGAAAAGCAUUUGCUAACAGUAACAUCGGAGAGUAA
Messenger RNA from Panonychus citri (citrus red mite), 3174 nucleotides. RefSeq names its product guanylate cyclase 32E-like. Gene Ontology annotation, biological process: protein phosphorylation; intracellular signal transduction; cGMP biosynthetic process. The transcript is spliced from 12 exons. The record is from RefSeq and is a predicted model, not a curated record. Gene Ontology annotation, molecular function: guanylate cyclase activity; protein kinase activity; ATP binding. The annotation marks the transcript as partial. NCBI's taxonomy places the organism in Eukaryota, Metazoa, Arthropoda, Arachnida, Trombidiformes, Tetranychidae.